Microsporum canis CBS 113480 is the source of this 321-nucleotide messenger RNA. RefSeq lists its product as uncharacterized. Bases 1 to 321 code for a protein of 106 amino acids. The record is from RefSeq and is a predicted model, not a curated record. NCBI's taxonomy places the organism in Eukaryota, Fungi, Ascomycota, Eurotiomycetes, Onygenales, Arthrodermataceae. The transcript has 2 exons.
AUGUCUUCCUACAAAGAUCUCAUCCGCCUGAACGUGCUUGGGCGGCGGGGGAAAAUUACGCCAGGCUCACUCUCCAGCUCCCUUCCCAAGACGAAGCAGGGAGACCAAGUCACUUCCACUAGCUCUACCCGUGCACAAGCCGGUAGCCUUCCAGACAACACCCACGACCGCAAUGGCGACAACAACGGCAACACCGACGACCACAAUAGCAGCAACAAAGGCAACAACAACAAGAAGCCAGACCAAGCUGUCCCCCGAGGCCGUGACAUGGCCCAGGACCUCCAAGGCAUAGGCUGUUGGGCAGACAAACGUUCCACUUGA